Messenger RNA from Loxodonta africana (African savanna elephant), 5314 nucleotides. RefSeq names its product TELO2 interacting protein 2 (gene TTI2). The transcript is spliced from 7 exons. The coding region runs from base 1658 to 3175 and encodes 505 amino acids. The record is from RefSeq and is a predicted model, not a curated record. Lineage: Eukaryota; Metazoa; Chordata; Mammalia; Proboscidea; Elephantidae. Gene Ontology annotation, cellular component: TTT Hsp90 cochaperone complex; cytosol; nucleus.
CCCACUUCUCCCGGCGCCCGGGGGGAUCAUGGAGGCCACUGCAGAGUAGUUUAUAACUCACCCCCUAACACUAGUGUUAGAUUUUUAAAAGGCUAAAUAGUUAAGCGCUGGACUACUAAAGGAGGUGAGGUUCGAAUCCACCUAGGGGCCCAGAGGUGCGUCGGAAGAUACGCCUGGUGAUUUGCUCCGGAGUGAUCAUAGCCUUUAAAACCCUAUACAGAACAAGUCCGCUAUGACACUUGGGAUCGCCAUGAGCGGGAACCAACUCUACUGCAACUAACAACGCACUUUGUGGAACUCGGUAAGAAUGAAACAGAAUCCCAAAACUAGACAAAACGCGUCUGCAGUCCAGCAGACUCCGACUCAUAGCAAGCUUGUAGAACAGAGCAGACCUGCCCCAUAAGGCUUCCAAGCAGCUGCUAGGGAAUUCGAACUGCCAACAUUUUGACUACUAACCGAACUCUUAAGCACUCCGUCACCAUCACAAAACUCAACAAGGACGUCAAAACAAACACGAUUUACUCAACCCUCCCCAGACACUAAAAAAUAACAUCAAAACAGGAAGCAAAAAAAGCCAUGUUUCUAUAACAUAAAAUUUUAAAAAGAUCCUCCCAGUUCACGUCAGACGGGUAAUGUGCCGACGUCGUAACAAGGUUUGGGGGAGGCACAUAUCACACAGACGUAUGAAAACCCAAUCAUCACGCUUAUGAACCGAAAAAGGAUCAGGCGACAUUUUUGGUUGCGGAGUCCCGAGGAUGUGCUACUGUCUUUAAAGAAAGGGUGACAAACGUAGUGCAGAUAGAUGCAGUAGUGGCAUAGGAAAUCCUGUACAUUUAAAAAACUACACUGAUAUGCUGAGUUUUUUGUUUGUUUGUUUCCAAGUUAAUAAACGAAAACAGAAAUAAAAUUAGCUCGCGAAAGAUUGUCUAUGCAAAUAUAUCCACCAGAGCUCCGCCUUUCUUCCCUUCUCUGAACCUGGGUUUCUCUUGCUUUACGACCACAAGUCGUGAACCGGCAGUGCAUUGCGACAGUAUUGGCGGAAGUCAAACUUUGUGCUUUGCGGCAGCAUGUAGCUUGGUCAGGAACCUGGGAAGAGUUGCAGGCGGGUUUGUUGUAGUGCGUCUGGAGUUUAUUCCUUAACCUCUUUCGUUUUGUUUUUUGUUUGUUUUCCUUUGCGUUUUCAAAAAGGCCAGAGUAAUUUACCCACUCACUCUGGGGAGUCUGAGGCUCUGUUACUACCAGGGAGACCCUUUUUACUUUGCCAUGUCCCUGGCUUUCCAAAUCCGAAACCAGACCCGUUGCGGUGGAGCCGAUUCCGAUUCCUGACCCCACAGGACAGUUGAAAUACCCCAUAGGGUUUCCAAGCUUAAAUUUUUCUGGACUGCCAGCUCUUCUUCCGUGGAGCAGCCGGUGGGUUCGAACCGCCUACCUUUGGGUUAUCAGCCUAGCGCUUAAAUACUGCACCCCUCAUCCACAUUAUUCUUAUCCUGACUGGACUCCCCCUCCCUCCUCCAGGACAUCUUGGAGUUUUAUUUUAUUAGAUUUUAGUCUGUUUUUUGAGAGAACUCCAGACUCCGGGUGAUUCUGCCUUCCCUCCUUAGUAGGUCCCUCCCUGUCUCCGUCCUCGACCCCCUCUACCUCCUCCCCAGUCUGAAGAAUGGAGCUUGACAGCGCUCUGGAGAACUCGCCCCCGGAGAGCUCUUCCUUGGCUGGAGGGCCAUCUUCCGCCGCUCUCCGACAGGCCUUCUCCCAGAUAUUGCACCGUCUUACCCGCCAGGAGGCCCGACGGGGUAACGGCAGAGAUGCAAUUUUUCAGGACCUCAGUGCUCUCAUAGAAGCUACAGAAUGUGGCAGAUUAUUUGAGGAAAGUGGCACAGCAAUCCACGAGAUGCUGGGGGAGGUGGCAAAAGCCCUGGGGACCUAUGCUGCCCCACCCGCGGAAGAGGGGGUUAGAGGUGCUGGUCACUCUGGGGUGGCUGAGAAAGCCGUAGAAGUUGGAUUAGUAUUUCUCAAGCUACUCCGGCAGGUUGAAACUGCCAAGAAGUCCCUGGUCUGCCCUGCGUGGCAGAGAGGCCUACGUCACUUGGCAGGACCCAUCUAUGUUUUUGCCAUCACACACAGCUUGGAGCAACCAUGGACCAGCCCAAGAUCUCAGGACAUUGCUGGAGAGGCGCUCUCCUUACUGCUUCAGGUUUCUGACUGUGGUUCUGUGGCAGGAUUCCUUCGCGGAGAAAAUGAAGAGGAGAAAGGGAGAUUUACUGUGAUAAUGGGACUUCUCAAACCUGAUUUGAAUAAGGAAUCCUGGAAAAAUAACCCUGCCACCAAACAUGUUUUCUCAUGGACUCUGCAACAGGUGACUCGGCCAUGGCUGAGCCAACACCUGGAAAGGAUACUUCCCCCGUCAUUGCUCAUCUCAGAUGACUAUCAAACUGAGAACAAAAUCCUGGGCAUCCGCUGCCUCCAUCAUACUGUGCUUAAUGUGCCAGCUGCUGAUUUGCUCCAGUACAACAGGGCCCAGGUCCUAUACCAUGCCAUUUUCAACCACCUGUACAUACCGGAGCACCACCUCAUUCAGGCUGUACUUCUGUGUCUGCUGGAUUUAUUCCCCAUCCUGGAGAAAGCCAUGCAGUGGAAGGGAGAUGCGGCUCGGCCCACCACGCAGUGCGAAGAGGUCCUGCAACUGAUCCUGACCCACAUGGAGCCAGAGCACCGCCUUCUCUUACGCAGGACCUAUGCAAGAAACCUACCAGCCUUCGUGAAGAGAUUGGGGAUCCUAACUGUCCGCCACUUGAAGAGGCUGGAGCGAGUCAUCAUCAGUUAUCUGGAGGUUUAUGACGGACCAGAGGAGGAGGCGAGAUUGAAGAUAUUGGAGACCCUAAAACUUCUUAUCCAGCAUACUUGGCCCAGGGUUUCCUGCAGAGUUGUGGUCUUAUUGAAGGCUCUCCUGAAACUGAUCUGUGAUGUAGCAAGGGACUCAAGUCUGACACCUGAGCCUGUGAAGACUGCCUUGUUACAGGAGGCCACAGACUGCCUUAUUCUCUUGGACCACUGCUCAGAAGGACGGGUGAAGAGUCUCCUGGCCAAGAUUCCCCAAAGCUGUGAAGAUGGCAAGGUGUUGAACUGUAUCAGAAAAGUGCAGCAGGCUUCUGAAGGCGGUCACUACCAUGGAACUUAAGAUUUGUGUUAUUUACCCAAAGAUGAAAGGAUUUCCUUUCUAUUUCAGAUUGUAUGAAUGGUGCUAUUUAUGGAAAAAGGUAUUUUUACACCAAACAUUGUUAAGUUAUAGCUUCCUUUUUUAAAAAUUUCCUUUUUCCCCCAUGGAGUGGGGAAAGAAAGAGGAGGAAAGAUUUAGGGCCUGCAAUUUCUAAAUGAAAGUUUGUUGCAGAGGGAGGGAGACACGCAAAGGAAACAAGGGUGGGUUACAUUUCAAAUUUAGAAAUGUUUACACCCACAAUCUCAUUCCAGCCUCAAGAACUCAUCUGUUAAGCUUCUUGGAUUCAAGCUGUUACUAUAACACAUAUGCCAAAAGUACUACAAAAAUACACUGUUUACAAUUUAAGACUUUCCUCCACUUCCUUCCCAGAUUUCUUGCCCCACAAAAGUGACAAAUAUUGAGAAUACAAAUACUGUGUUAAAAACAACACAAAAGAGCAAAGACUUGAGGUGUGUAUGUGUUUAAGAUACAAAAAAGAAGGAAGUUAAAAAAUAUCCAGUCCUGUUUAUAAAUGAAGAGAAAUCACGUGGUCUGGGCUUUGGCCGUGAGCUCUGUCUCCUGUUCAUAUUCUAUCUCCACGUAGGCACGUUUUCUCUGCAAAGGUCCUUUCAAGGGGGUUUUGCCUUUGUGUUUAGCAUUAAGUGCCUUCUCCUCUUCCUCACUGGAAGAUUUAUCGUCCUGAUCUUCAUCACUGCUGGCAUCCAGUUUAUCCAUAUCCUAGUGUGGGGACAGAAAAAAUAGAGGAGGGAAGAGGCUAGGUUAGUUCCCCCAAACUCCCUUCGUUGUUCUCACAGUUUAGAACAAAUCGGAGAAUUUAUUUGCUUCUCUGCAUGUUGAGAAACCUUCCCUGUUUUUUGCUGAAGGCCAAAGGAUCUUUGACACAUAAAGCUCACCUCGAAGUCACUUAUGUCACUCUCAUCUCCCUCAUCAUCUUCCACAAAUUCUCUUUUUCCCACAUCCUAAAGUAGAACAUAACUGUUAGGUUCAAAAUACAUAAUGAAAACUCAGUUUACACAUCUAGUUUUCUUCUUUGAUAAAUAAGUACAUGACAGACAAUUAGAAUCAGAGUCUACUUACUCUGCAACCAGUAUCUACCUAUUCCAAAAUCUAAUACUUCUGAAUUAAGAAAUUUCUAUAGAGAUAUCAAAUAAUUCUCAUGUUUGAUUUCAAUCACUGGAGGUAAAAUGUCCUCAUUUGAAUUGACUAAAAUCGGUACGUAGGAAGGGCUUUACAAAUAAUUCUGGGUACAUUCAACUAAAACUAGGAGUUCAAAUACCAUAAAAAUGCUUUAUCAGUAGGUAAUAGCCUGAGUGUCCCAUAUGAUUAAAGAUGUACUUGCUAAAUUAGCCUUUUUCCUAAAAAUACUGCCCAUUCAAAUACGUCUCCUAUUUACUAGUAAGAUUAAACCCUGUGUAAAUUUCAGCAGGCUCCCUAGUGGUACACUUCUCAGCUGAUGGGAUUUUUGUUACCUGGCAGGAAUAGCUUUAGAAGCCAAUAAGUAAGAUUGAAGUUGUCAAUGCAUAAAUAGUCUGUUAGCUGAGCCUCGAGAAGAAAGCAGCCACUGAUGAACCAAAAUUAGUCUCCUGACAGAACAAAAUGACCAGGUGAUUGUAUUUGCUUAGGGGAAUGAAGCUGCUAGUCUGUCCCUCAAUCACAUAACCCAGACCUAGUCCUACAUAGGUUUCUGCUAGACACAACUGGACAAGGCUUACCUCUUCAUCAUCAUCUUCGUCUUUUUCCUCAGCAUCUGAAGGGUCACUCUCUGCCUCCUGCUGUUCCAGGGCCUUGUCGAAGGCGUGAAUGGGGAAGUUGUAGAUGUCGCCAUACUGGAUAACAGACACAGAUGGGCUUUAACUAAAUUUGGGUAUUACACUUGAGGUUCCACUGUCUGACUUAUUUUUUUACCCCCAGUGUUGAAGCUGAAAAUACUUAAUCUGGAGAGUAACAUUUCAGUAUUAUUUUUAAGCCUAGAGUUGUCAGUGUCUUAAAAGGCCCGUUUUGACAUUUAAAUUAUCACUGAUUAGUAUCAAAUAGGUAACUACUAUGAGAAUGGAACCAAAUCACUUAAAAAAAAAAAAAAAUUUUUUUUUUUUAUAAAAC